Molecule: messenger RNA, 1031 nt
Organism: Oncorhynchus keta (chum salmon)
Lineage: Eukaryota; Metazoa; Chordata; Actinopteri; Salmoniformes; Salmonidae
Product: UPF0764 protein C16orf89 homolog
Exons: 8
Coding region: 1-996 (331 amino acids)
Cellular component (GO): cytosol; membrane
Source: RefSeq, a predicted model, not a curated record
AUGGACGAAAUAGGUGUUUUUGUCCUUGUUUUCUCCGCCACCAAUGCGGCGCAGGAGGAGGUCAUUGAUGGGAUUCUAGCCAGCCUCGCUAAAAGCGCAUCGUUCCUGGAGCAAGAGCACCGUAACAUCAACCUAGACGGAGUGGUCGGGUACAUCAUCCUGCAGGCGGAGUUGAAGGAAGCAGUGAGAACGUGGCCCCACACUGACCCUCUGAGCUGGUCUCAGCGCACUGCUACGGUAACCCUGGUCAGGAGGCUGGACCAGAGCCUGGCUAAGGCUGUCACCGAGCUGGAGAAGACUGACCCCAAAUACUACAGAGAGUUUGAGCCUCUGUUGAGCUGGACCUUCUGGUCAGUACCUCAUGAGUGGAGCUCCACAGAUCCCUCUCUGGCCUACUCCUCCGGUCGAACCAUGGAGUGUUACGAUGAGACGCAGAGCGACAAGUGUAUGACCCUGCUACUGGGAACAUGGAAGAACAACGGGACUCCUUGCAUCGUGACCAAGUCAUGUCGUGACACAAUGACGAGGUUUGGAUGUCCUAACUACUCCCUCUCUCACCAGCUGCUCUACUUCAUGCUGGGAGCCAAUAGAGGUUGUUCUGCCAUGUUGAAGGGGGACAUGCGUGUGUCGCGUGCUAACCUAACAGAGAGACAGUACCAGGGGACAUUCUGCUCCAACAUGCUGAAGGGAAACAUGGACAUCAUACAGAAGAACUUCACCGGGGAGACCCAGGACAUCUUCAUCGAAAACAUACUGCUGUGUGGAUUGGCUGGUUUCUCUGACUUUCUCAAAGUUGAUUGGCUGCAGCACAUUCUGAGGCUGCAGGAUCAGGAAGUGGGAUGUUUUACACAGCCCCACAGAAGAGUGAAGAGGAGAGAGAGAAUGUUGAAGGAUGGUUGUUCCAGUCACAUAACAGGCGUGUCAGUGAGCGCUCUGGGAGGAUACCUCAACUACUACCUGACAGAGCAGGACAUCACCAAGAGACCACUCACCUGAAUGUCAACCACCCUUCACCUGGAUGUGUUCACCUG